Messenger RNA from Aedes aegypti (yellow fever mosquito), 1968 nucleotides. RefSeq names its product inhibitor of growth protein 3 (gene Ing3). Bases 152 to 1732 code for a protein of 526 amino acids. NCBI's taxonomy places the organism in Eukaryota, Metazoa, Arthropoda, Insecta, Diptera, Culicidae. Gene Ontology annotation, cellular component: NuA4 histone acetyltransferase complex. The record is from RefSeq and is a predicted model, not a curated record. Gene Ontology annotation, biological process: regulation of DNA-templated transcription. The transcript is spliced from 5 exons.
GAGAAACGUCAAACCAAAAAGAAGCCAAAAAACCCAAACAAACUCAAGCUUGAAUCAAUAUCUGGUGAAAAAGAAUUCGUGAUUUCUGUGAUAAAUCGGCCCAAUACUCACCUGAAUCGUGUUCGGAAACGUUCCCUAGCACUGCCGGAAGAUGUUGUACCUGGAGGAUUAUCUCGAGAUGAUUGAGCAUCUGCCUCAAGAACUUCGGGAUCGAUUUACGGAGAUGCGUGAAAUGGAUCUCUCAGUACAGAACAACAUCGACUCGCUGGACAAACGAGCCCGGACCCUCUUCCAGCAGUGCCGUCGUGGCGAAAUGCUCGGCAGUCUGGCCGAUACGGAGUUCGACUCGAUCCGCAAGGACUACUACCGAGUGCUGGAGGAUUCGGACGAAAAGGUUCAGCUGGCUGGGCAGAUGUACGACCUGGUUGAUCGCUACCUGCGGCGGUUGGACAGCGAACUGUACAAAUUCAAAUGCGAACUGGAGGCGGACCACAACGGGAUUACGGAGAUACUGGAGAAGCGCUCGCUGGAACUGGAUUCGUCUACCAGUAAUGGGGGGUUGAAUCAGAAAGAGAACAGGUACUUCGACACGUUGGCGGGUAUUUCGAGUGCGAUGUCCGGGUCUACGGCGGCUCGGGUUGAAAGUCGGUACAACAUCAAGCCGGAGAAGCGCCGCGAGAACAGUAUGGUGGCCAUUUCGUCGCUGGGAGGCCCCCCACCGGAGAAACGUCAAGCGGUGGCAACGGCCAGUGGCAUUGCCAGUCCUUCGGUUCGUCCGACUACUCCGAAUGUUGCCGCUGCUAGCGAAACGUACCACAAACUUCCACCGGCGGCAAGUUCCGUCACCCCGAGGGCCACCUCCUCCGUGGCCUACAAUCUGCAACAGUUUGGAGCGGGUAAUGCGAUAGCGGCCGCUGCCAGUCAGGCCAUUGCCCAAACACAGCAGAUGCAACAGGGCAGGAGGACCGCCAGCUUGAAGGCAUCGUACGAAGCUAUUCACGGGGCCGGAGGAACGGGAACGGGUCCGCAUGAUUUGCUGAUCAAUAGGGAGUUAGCCGGGGCCACACAUAAUGCGCUGCAAGCGGUGGAAAGGGAGACGAGUAAUGCGUUCUCGAAUCAGCAGAGGAGGCAGCAUAAGAAGAAGCUUACGGCCAAUACAUCCGCGGCAGCCACACUGUUACAAGCACACCAGAAGCAACAGCAUUCAGCCCGGCUCAGUCCUAACCUGUCCUCCUCGUCUCUGGAUCUUUUAGAGCCCUCGCUUCCGGGAGUGCUGUCCGGCGGGGUGGGAGCGGGCUCCCUCGGCAGUGACGGCGGAAUUUCCUCGGCCUCAUCGAGCAGUGGCUCCGGGAUGGGGCUUGGGGUCGGGGCUGGAAGUGGCCCUGCCGGCCUCGGUCCAGGUGUUAUCGGAGGAGGAGGAAGCUCUGGAGGGUCGGCACACACGGCGCACCUUCCCGGAGGACCCCCGAUGGGACCGAGUGCGGUGCUGAACGAGAACGGAAUGGUGGUGGAGCAGACCCCCGAGGGCGAGUGGACGUACGAUCCGAACGAGCCGAGGUAUUGCAUCUGCAAUCAGGUCUCGUAUGGCGAUAUGGUGGCGUGCGAUAAUGAGGAUUGCCCCUUCGAGUGGUUCCACUAUCCGUGUGUGAACAUCACGUCGACGCCCAAGGGCAAGUGGUACUGUCCGCAGUGCAGCAGCUCGAUGAAGCGACGCGCCUCCCGGAAGAACUAAUGAUGCACGUGGUGACCGGAAGGCACGCCAAUCUAGCAACUCAUCGUUCCAUCAGCAGUACAUGUACAUGCAGUGAGUCUAAUACUCGUAUAAGCAGAAUUUACAUUGUUGGGCGGGCGUCGCCAAAUUCUGUUUGUGUGUAUUUGUGUAUUAGUGUCUGUUUCACCGUAUUUCAAUUAGCAGCUCCAUCAAGGAGACAAUGAAUUUUCAAAAUUUUCCCACAUUGGCUAAUCACU